Centropristis striata (black sea bass) is the source of this 374-nucleotide messenger RNA. RefSeq names its product vesicle-associated membrane protein 2-like. The coding region runs from base 33 to 374 and encodes 113 amino acids. Gene Ontology annotation, cellular component: SNARE complex; plasma membrane. Gene Ontology annotation, biological process: vesicle-mediated transport; SNARE complex assembly; vesicle fusion. Lineage: Eukaryota; Metazoa; Chordata; Actinopteri; Perciformes; Serranidae. Gene Ontology annotation, molecular function: syntaxin binding; SNAP receptor activity. The record is from RefSeq and is a predicted model, not a curated record. The transcript is spliced from 4 exons.
ACUCAGAUUAUCUCCAUCAUCCUGCCGCUGAGAUGUCGACUCCAGAUGCAGCAGGGACUCCCGGGGGCCCGGACGGUGAGGGGGGCCCUCCGGCUGCGGCCCCCAACCUCACCAGCAACAGACGUCUGCAGCAGACACAAGCACAGGUGGACGAGGUGGUGGACAUCAUGCGUGUGAACGUGGACAAAGUCCUGGAGAGAGACCAGAAGCUGUCGGAGCUGGACGACCGGGCCGACGCGCUGCAGGCCGGAGCCUCGCAGUUCGAGAGCAGCGCCGCCAAACUCAAGAACAAGUACUGGUGGAAAAACUGCAAGAUGAUGAUCAUCAUGGCGGUUAUAGGUGUUAUAUGUUUCGGAGUCAUCUUCUGUAAGUAA